Molecule: messenger RNA, 2069 nt
Organism: Python bivittatus (Burmese python)
Lineage: Eukaryota; Metazoa; Chordata; Lepidosauria; Squamata; Pythonidae
Source: RefSeq, a predicted model, not a curated record
UCUGCCGGUUUGUGGAUGGAGUCAUGGAGCUUCUACGUACUUUGCAGCGCGGCUUGUUCUUUUCAAAGGCUGCCCCCCCAUCCUCCAAGUACAAACACACACACACACACUUUCUUUGGCAAACGACAAUGGUCCUUUUUAAGGGAAGCUCAGCUUGGAUAAUCCUCCUUUUCUGGCUGAAGGUGCCGGGAGGGGACAGCUUCCUUAUCCAAAAUGUCCGUCUGCAGAAGUGCAUCCACGCUUCGCCUCACAAAGCUGAGAAAGUCAGCCUGUCCGACUGCAAGGCGCAUUCCCCGCAGCACCAGUGGCGCUGGGACAGGGCAGCCGGGGCUGUGGUGAACGAGGGCACCAGGCAGUGCCUGGCUGCCUCCAGAGCUGAAGAAUUUGCAGCAGCUCAGCUGGAGACCUGUGGGGAGGGGGCACAUCAGGCCUGGUCGUGCAGCAAGAAAGGCCAUUUGACUUUACAAGGACGCAGCCUUCAUCUCAGCGUGAAGCCAGGCGGGCACGACGCCUUCCUGUCCCAGGAGAAAGGCAGGUUCAGCAAGUGGAAGACGGGCUCGGGCGCAAUCGUCUGUGCCACGGAGCUGGUGAGAGCGCCUGGACUCGGCGAGCCAAGGGAGACCUCCUUGGAUGGCUUGGCGGGGGGACCUGAAAGUAAGGCAAGAUGGACGCUUGCACAGAACGCUGCACUGCUUGCUGUGUGUCAACCCUUCGAGGUAGUCCAGGCAGGAAACCAAAACCAUGAGGACAUUAAGCAGCCCAAAGAAAAUCAGGACUGGGUGGCAUAUAAAUGUGUAAAUAAGCACUUCGAUCCAUUUACCACCACGAUAGAACUGAAGGCACCAGGCCAGACCCUCCUGCCCAGCGAGAAUCCGGAAAUUGUAGUUCUUGUAGCUCAGCAGGACCUGGAGAGCUGCCAGGAUAAAACAGCUGGUUUCCUGGAGAUUCACACCCCCUCCGUCGGGGCCGCAACGUUCCCGAUGAUCCAUUUGGAAAGUCAGUCCAAUGUCACCAGCGGACUUCCGAUGUCCAGUGAUAGACGUCUGGAAGCAGAUAAUGGUCUCAGCUGGAGGACAGCCCUGCUUGUCCUGAGCCCCCUGGCCUUCAUCUUGGGGGUAAUCCUUCUGAUGCUCAGUAUCCAGUCCAACAAGAAGAAGAGGCUGUUAGCUCUGAAGAGCCGGCAGGUGAGCUGUGAGGAACAGCAGCCUUUGCCUGGAUCAGUCAGGCCCAGCUCCAAGAUACAGAUCAUCCCUGCCUCGCCCUCUCCUUCGCUCAAGCAUGGUGAGAUCUUGAUCGAAUGGAAAGAUGGGACCAUCACCUCACUCUUUGACAGCUCACACUAGCAGACCGACUCCAUCUCCUCCUUGCUGAACCUCUCACAGUCCAGUUCUUCCCAGCAGAGCCCUUUCACUUGCACUUGAAGCUUUGAUAGCAUUUCUCCUGGGGCUUAUUAAGUAGACCAACGUUCUCACUAGGAAAGCAAGGAAGCUGAGGUGACCUUCACACUUGCAUUGCAGUUAUGUUGGUGACUAAACAAGGGCAGACUUAGUUAAGUCUUGGAUGAGAGACCACUAGGACUUCCCAGAACUAGAUUAGGAUGUUGGAAAAGCAUCUCAAAAGAGAAGGUAGGCCAGCCCCUUCUAUACUCUUGCUAAGGAAACUCCUUGGACAUGUCCAUGAAUCCCCAGGCUUAACUCAAAGGAGGUGUUAACUUUUAUUAGCAAAGAGACAUUUAACUUGCUCCACUGUUGGAGUGGAGGUCCAGAUCUUGUUAACAUAUUGGCAGCCACCUUCAUUAAGAAGAAGUAAGGUCAUGCUAGCCAUUGUCCUCAUCGUGUGAUUGUACAAACUCAGAGAAAAGUUAGACACUUACCUAUGUGGUCUGUAGUCGGGAGACCUGUACCCAUGUUACUUGUUGGUAGAUGUAAAAUAAUCAAAGACCAACCAAGAGGAACCAUGUUUUUUUCUGCAUAGUCACCUGAAAGCAAUUUCUACUCACCCUAGGCGAGCGGCUUAUAACAGGUUGAAAAGCAACCAGGCCAUGGAUUACAACUACCCAUCUAGCUUUA